This is a messenger RNA of Leishmania braziliensis MHOM/BR/75/M2904, 1104 nucleotides long. RefSeq lists its product as hypothetical. The record is from RefSeq and is a predicted model, not a curated record. NCBI's taxonomy places the organism in Eukaryota, Euglenozoa, Kinetoplastea, Trypanosomatida, Trypanosomatidae. The coding region runs from base 1 to 1104 and encodes 367 amino acids. The transcript has a single exon. Gene Ontology annotation, molecular function: ubiquitin protein ligase activity.
AUGAGGUUGACAAUGUGGGUGAAAAAAUGCCCUGGUCAGAUUAAAAAGAGAAUCAAUGCCGUUUCAAAGUCUCACAUUAUCAUAAGGGAGCUAAAUGACCCGACAAGGUUCGCUGUUUGUGAUAUCCAAGGAAAGAAUCAUCAUUGCACGGUUGGGAAUCCGCAUCUGUGCUCGUGCAGCGCGACACAGCCAUGCACUCAUACUCUCUCUGUACUGCUUUUGUUUUUCAAAGUAAGAGCAGAAAAUCCAAUUGUAUGGCAGCGUUACAUUAAUGAGGUGGAGCUUAGUGACCUUAUCGACAAGCGAAGGGCGGAAGAAAAAUGUGUUUUUUGCCAUGAGCAGACGCCACACAUGCGCUCAUGUGAAACAUGCGGUGUUAACUUUCAUCAUCUGUGCUUGGAACUAGCGUCCAAAAGCAGAAAAAACAGCCGCAACACCUGUCCAAAGUGCAAUGAAGCGGUGUCGGGGUCUGAGCAAAAAAGCGGUGCUUGCUGCAGCAACUGCAAUAUGACUUGGAAUACGGAGUUCUAUACAUGUCUCCUUUGCCCCCACUACUGUUUGUGCAGGCGCUGCUACACAUCAUCCAGAGUUCAUUCUUCACACCCUUUUAGCUGCAGCAAGUUGGGCGGCUUUGCACAGUCGACAGACAGCAUGGUAUUUCAUAAUGUGGGGGAUUUGCAAUACCGUGAGAUUAACCCGGAAGACUAUGACGCACUUCUCACGCUGGACAAUGACAAGAGAAGGCCUCUAGGAGAGGAGGAGCUCAGAGGACUGUCUGUCGAGUAUUUUAGUUUGCGCGCAAGGAGAAACGAUAGUUGCCCGGUGUGUCUAUGCGGAUUCGGGGCGUCCAGCAGGUGCAUUGCACUUCCUUGUGGUCACACAAUGCAUCACAAGUGUGGGUUCAAAUGGUUCUCUGAGCUUAGUGAUGUGUGCCCGAUUGACAAUCAGAAAGUAUGUAGAGGGAGGACGAUUCAAAAUGUACGGAUGGUUAGCGAGGGGGAAGCUUCCUCACAGGCCUCUACACGCGAUGGAAUGAGUUUGCGCAUUCCUUUGGCGAUAACAUCCCUCAGGCUUCCUGAGAUUAAGUCACGGCUACAGAAAUGA